GGCGGCGUCGGGUACUCAGGAUCCAGCGAGAAUUUCUGGGGAGAGCAAUAGAGACGCGGCCUGAGCUAGAAGGGCUGGAGCGGAGGCAAAUAAGGAGAUCGGUAGUUUGGGUGGCUAGAGAGGUCGGAGGUACGUGGCUGUAGAAAUCAAGCGGACCCGGAACACAGGCGCCUCGGGACCAUGACUUAUGCUUAUCUCUUCAAGUACAUCAUCAUCGGAGACACAGGUGUGGGGAAGUCAUGUCUCCUCCUGCAGUUCACCGAUAAGCGGUUCCAGCCUGUGCACGACCUCACAAUAGGUGUGGAGUUUGGAGCCCGGAUGGUCAACAUUGAUGGGAAACAAAUCAAACUGCAAAUCUGGGAUACGGCUGGGCAAGAGUCCUUCCGUUCUAUCACCCGUUCCUACUACAGGGGAGCAGCUGGAGCACUGCUGGUGUAUGACAUCACAAGACGUGAAACCUUCAACCACCUGACCUCAUGGUUAGAGGAUGCCCGCCAGCACUCGAGCUCGAACAUGGUGAUAAUGCUGAUUGGAAAUAAGAGUGAUCUAGAAUCCCGAAGGGAUGUGAAAAGAGAGGAAGGAGAGGCCUUUGCUCGGGAGCAUGGCCUUAUAUUCAUGGAAACGUCAGCCAAGACAGCCUGCAAUGUUGAAGAGGCCUUCAUUAACACAGCCAAAGAAAUAUAUAGGAAGAUCCAGCAGGGUUUAUUUGACGUCCACAAUGAGGCAAAUGGCAUCAAGAUUGGGCCCCAACAGUCAAUUCCAGUAUCAGCGGGACCAAAUUCUUCUCCACGGAACUCUUGUGACGUAGGGUCUGAUUCUGGCUGCUGCUGAACAUCUGGCCCGAACUCUUUUUUUUUCCCCCCUCCUGGAACAGCUUCAGAUCAUUCAGCUUAAAGAAAGAUCUUUCUUGCUUUGGCUGAGAGCAGCCUCUUUUCAAUGUGUGAUGUUUCACCCUUCGCUUAAAACACCAGGAGACAGUGGGGCCCUUACUAACCUGUCCUCCGUUAGGGACAUGAGUAUUCCAUAUAGAUCACGGCUCCUUUUAUCCUCUGGUGUUAGGAUCAAAGUUGAUUGUCACAGUAGUUAAAGAAAUAAACAACUUACUAAAUACCUACAUCUGUUUGCUAGGUGUGGUGGCACAUACCUAUAAUUCUAGCACUCAGGAUUUUUGGCAGGAGGAUUGCCAGGAGCUUUGAAAUCAGUCUGGGCUACAUAAGUAUUACCAGGCUGUCCAUGGCUACAUAGUACAAUCCUGUCUCAGAAAGCCAAAAAGAAAAAAGAGAGAAAGGAAAAAAAUACAUAUGCUGUUCCUCACCUAACUUGUAGUAGCUUGGGUGAAGGAUAUUCUGAUUGAACAUUUAGGACUUAGGAUCUGGAUAACUUGGAUGACACCUCUGUACAUAAUAAUUUCACUGAGUUUCUUACCUUGCCUUGGAAACCUGCUUGUUUUUCAUAGGAGUUCCUAUAGAAGCUGGGUGCCUCUGUGCGAUUUCAUUCCGAGUUUUUUUUAUUUAUUGUAUGCCUACACAACCUUAAAUAUCAUUCCUCAGGAGCCCACCACAUUGGUUUUUAAGACAGCAUCUCUUACAGGAACAUGGCACUCCAUGGUUAGUUGAGGUUAGCUGGCCUUUCUCAUAGCUAGUUCCUGUUUCUUAACUACAGAACUUCGAGAGUAGCAGAGUUGGUACUGGACCUGUGGCCACAUCGUUUACCUAAGAAAAUGUUAAUUUUUCAUUUUGUUUAGGGAACCAGUUCUAGCAUUACAGUUUCUUUCACCAAAUUGAUCUCUACUGUCUCAUCAUUUUUUCUUUCGCCUCAUUUUUUUGUUUUGGCGUGUGUGUGUGUGUGUGUGUGUGUGUGUGUGUGUGUGUGUGUGUGUGUGUGUGUUUGGGGGUGUGUGCUAGAGAUCAAAUGCAGGUUCUUAAACAUGCUAGAUAAGUGCUGUAUCACUGAGCUAUGCCCUCAGGAGCCUUCUCUUUUACUUUUUGUUUGGAAGCAAGUUGCCUAGGCUAGUCUUGAAUUUGCAGGCCUUAAACUUGGGAUCCCGAUGCCUCAGAUUUCCAGGUAGCUGAGCAUACUCCUAACCAGAUCUAUUAGACUUUUACUCUAAUCAAGCUAAUUGGCUUACUGAAUAUGACAUAUUUAUUCCAACUUCUAUACCUUUGCACAUCCUCUACUAACAUCAUACUGACUUUUUUCCUUUAGGAAACCCUCAGUGACUGACCUAGGGAGUUCUAAGAAAUUAUUAACACAGUAUCUCUUAGCAUUCCUAUCUUGGUUAUUCAUAUGUGUAUUUGUAUGUAUUUUACUUUGUAAAUACGUUUUGUAGUUUUUUUUGGGGGGGGCGGGGAGGAGGUUCUGUCUCAUAUAGGAUGUAAGCUCUAUGAGAGCAGGGUCCAUGUCAUUCCCAAUCCAUCACACCAUUCUUUACUGUACCCUGCACAAGUCAUGAUCUUGAAUUUGAGUGACAUACUUUAAAACUUAAGGCUUUAGACUUUAGAAGAAACAAAAGGCCUUAGAAUUGUAUCUUUAUAAUUGUGUCUCAGCUUUCCCCAUCUGCUUAUCCUGGGUUCUCUAUUGCUCUUCUCUCCUGCCCCACUGUAACUUACUGCCCUCAUUCUGUGCAGCAUACAGUAUGAAUGCCUGCUACCAAGACUCAGAUAAGUAGAUACUUCUUCGCCUGCUCCUUAGAGUGGAUAGUACCAGUUUGCCUCCGCUUCCCAUGUCAUGCCACCUCCUGGGAUAGUUGCUCUUUUUUACUUGUCUCAUUUUCUUUCACAGCACUGAGGUCUUAUCAAAUUUUCUAAUUUUUAUUGUUAAUGACUGUUUUACUAUUAAAUAUAUGCAUGAUCCAA
This is a messenger RNA of Peromyscus californicus insignis, 2855 nucleotides long. RefSeq names its product RAB2B, member RAS oncogene family (gene Rab2b). Gene Ontology annotation, molecular function: GTPase activity; GTP binding. The transcript is spliced from 8 exons. Lineage: Eukaryota; Metazoa; Chordata; Mammalia; Rodentia; Cricetidae. Bases 181 to 831 code for a protein of 216 amino acids. The record is from RefSeq and is a predicted model, not a curated record. Gene Ontology annotation, cellular component: Golgi apparatus.